AUGGCAGAAGGUGGUGGAAACGACGAUUUUUCCGGGUUCGCAGAAGCUCUCACACAAGAGUUGCUGAAGCAAAUGGCGGAUCAAAAUUCACGGCUGUUACUUCUUCUCUUUUUUCGCUUUUUAAUGCAGCAGGCGGCACCGGCAACAAACAAACGAAGUGUUGAACAGAUUGUCGAAUCACUGUCGUCGACAAUCGAGGAAUCUUCCUAUGAUCCAGCAGCUGGUAUGACAUUUGACCGGUGGUUCAAUAAAUACGAGGAACUCUUCAGUGCGGAUGGUAGAGAGCUAGAUGACGCAGCAAAAAUACGCCUAUUAUUGCGCAGUUUAAUCGUCCAUGUUCAUGAGAAAUUUACUAAUUAUCUCCUACCAAAACACCCACGGGAUUUUACCUUCGAAGAGGUAGUCCAGAAACUGAAAGUGAUAUUCGGUCAGAAGAAAUCUCUUUUCAGUGAGCGCUACGAAAGUUUCCGUCUGGUUAAAAGCGAUGCUGAUGAUUUCGUCACCUUCGCUGGAAUCGUGAAUCGUCAAUGUGAAGAUUUUGACCUAGCUAACCUCUCAAACGAUCAGUUCAAAGCAUUGAUUUUUGUCUGCGGUAUGCAAUCUCCGAAGGAGGCGGAAAUAAGAAUGCGUCUUCUAUCCAAACUAGAGUCGGAAGCUGGAAGGGAUAGCAACCUCAAAGUGCUAAUCACGGAAUGUCAGCGGCUGUCUAAUCUCAAGCACGACACGGCGCUAGAGGAAAAACACUCUGCUUCGAAUGUCCAAGCGAUCCAAGGGACACAAAGAAGGAUACUACAGUCACAGCCGUCCCAGCCACCGCAUUCGAACCAAAGUAAGCAAAACAAAAAGCGAAAUAAGAAAGCAGACAAACAGAAACAGAACCAAUCAAACAGCAUCCAUUCGGUCAACCAAGUGCGCAAUGAGCGGAAGUAUGUGACAACUCGGAUCAACGGUCACACAGUGAAUCUUCAACUCGACAGUGGCUCGGAUAUUACUAUCAUUUGUGAGCAUGCUUGGAAGAGGUGUGGAUCCCCUGUUUUUUCGCAAACUAAAAACAAAGCACACACAGCGUCUGGUGAACAGUUAUCGCUUCUGGGAGAGUUUACCUGUUCAAUGCAAAUCAGCGGUGAGCAACGUAAUGGAACCUGCUACGUCACGUCAGUGGAUGGACUAAAUCUACUUGGGUUAGAUUUCAUAAACGCAUUUAACCUCUGGGCGAAACCGUUAACCAACAUUUGCAAUCAGGUGAAUCGUUCCGGCUCAAAAAAUGACGUAAACUGGUACCUUACACGUUUUCCGAAGGUUUUUAGUGAAUCUUUGGGUCAUUGCACGAAGGCAAAAAUCAAGCUUUAUUUGAAGGCCAAUGCGCGACCGGUGUUCAGGCCAAAACGACCGGUACCAUUUCACGCUGUUUCCAAAGUCGAUGAAGAGCUCGCUCGACUUCAGCGGCUACACAUUAUAACGCCAGUGGACUACUCCGACUGGGCAGCACCAAUUGUUUCGGUCAGGAAGCCGGAAGGCAAAAUUCGAGUAUGCGCGGAUUAUUCCACGGGGCGGAAUGCAGUGCUCGAACCGCAUCACUAUCCGCUACCGUCACCCGAUGAGAUUUUUUCGAAAUUGUCAGGAAAUAAAAUUUUCAGCAUUAUCGAUUUGUCUGACGCCUAUCUUCAGGUUGAGGUAGACGAUGACUCAAAGGAAAUGUUGACGAUAAAUUCACAUCGUGGUCUUUUUAAAUUUAACCGCUUGGCCCCGGGAGUGAAAUCGGCUCCGGGUGCUUUCAACAACUUAUGA
Molecule: messenger RNA, 1788 nt
Organism: Wyeomyia smithii (pitcher-plant mosquito)
Lineage: Eukaryota; Metazoa; Arthropoda; Insecta; Diptera; Culicidae
Exons: 2
Coding region: 1-1788 (595 amino acids)
Source: RefSeq, a predicted model, not a curated record